AGUAUUUUAUAUUAUACAGUAGAUUACUUAUUAUGAUUUAUGAAAAUGAAAAUGUUGAGAAUUCUUGAUCUUUUUUAUUUUAAAAUGAUUGUUAAUAUAAUAUUAUUUUGAAUUAUGUUUGAUAACGGUAGAUUAAAUUUAUUAUAACACAAAAUUAAAAAAAAAUAACUAAAUCUAAAAACAAUUUAUCCGAAUCUAAAUUAAUUCAAUCAAUAAAAUUAAUUAAAAAAAUUCAAUCUUAGUAUCUGAUUUACCAAUUUUAACAUUUAAUUGAGAUUAUUGUAAAAAUGUUACCUUUGAAACCACCAGUACCAAAAAAAAAUGUAAAAAACAUUAAACUGAUAGAUUUUCCAAUUUAUGACGAAAAUGGAGAAAUUUUAGAACAAAAUUCAUGGCCAAAAUACCAAGGAAUUUUUAAUGGGAAAGUUAUUAUCAUCAACGAUUUAAAUGACAAAACACGUCUUUGCAAUUUGGGAUGUUUUGGACAAUUGGGUAUAAUUGACAAGGAUAAAUUCAUAGAUUACAAAACCCUACAAAAUCAAGUUCUAAGGCAAAAAAAAAAUUGGCAAGCAAUGGAAUUAGUGCCAUUUGAUUUUCCUCAUAAUAACCAGAACGUGACUGAUGAAAAAAACUUGCACAUCAAACUUCAAGAAGAUUAUGUUGCUAAUAAGUCAGUUUAUAAUAAUUGGAAAGAAUUAAAAUCAAGUUGUUCUACAGAAUAUGAACAGUUGUUAAUUCUAUCAGGCGUUCAACAUGAAUUAUCAUACUUUUUACUUUUAGAAGAAGCCUUUUUUUUAUCUUACACUUUAGAAUGUUUGGAAAUGCGAAAAGAAGACAGUUCACUUAUAAGUAUAGUUGAAUGUUGGAAGCAAUUUAAUGGUUUGAAAAAAAAUUUUCCCUAUUUUUAUGCAGCUUAUCAUUAUUAUAGAUCAAAAGGAUGGGUUGUCAAACCGGGACAACAGUAUGGUGGAGAUUAUGUACUAUACAAAUCAUCACCUAUUUACUAUCAUUCUUCAUAUGUGGUUGUGAUCAGCGUUAAUGGUCAAAAUAGUGAAUUGCUACCAUCAUGGCCUUCGUGGUAUGGAUGUGGUAGAGCAAUAGAAGCUGCCAGUAAAGAGCUACUUAUAUGCACAGUUCUUGGUCCUGCAUAUGAAGAAGGAAUGCUGAUCGAUCUGUCACAAUACACUGUCAAUGACACUAUAGUCAGACGUUGGGUGCCAUCUCAAAACAGAAAAAAACCUUAAUGUUGUUAAUAUGAGUAAACCUUACACAAAAAAAUAGUAUAUUGUGUGACUAAAAACAAAAAUAUACAGAUUAAAUGACUAUUUUAGGUCAGUUCUUUCUAAUCUAUGAUUUUUUUUUAAUUUCUUUAACUUUUCAUCUUCUGUACUUCUGCAUUUUUUUUAAUUCCUGUUAGUCUGUAUUGUCUUCGUUCUUGUAAAUAUUGAUCACGACAUUCUUUAAUAAAAUCUUCAUUGACAAACCA
This is a messenger RNA of Metopolophium dirhodum (rose-grain aphid), 1486 nucleotides long. RefSeq lists its product as uncharacterized. Bases 288 to 1244 code for a protein of 318 amino acids. Gene Ontology annotation, biological process: tRNA-type intron splice site recognition and cleavage; tRNA splicing, via endonucleolytic cleavage and ligation. NCBI's taxonomy places the organism in Eukaryota, Metazoa, Arthropoda, Insecta, Hemiptera, Aphididae. Gene Ontology annotation, molecular function: nucleic acid binding; tRNA-intron lyase activity. The transcript has 3 exons. Gene Ontology annotation, cellular component: tRNA-intron endonuclease complex. The record is from RefSeq and is a predicted model, not a curated record.